Molecule: messenger RNA, 1071 nt
Organism: Metarhizium brunneum ARSEF 3297
Lineage: Eukaryota; Fungi; Ascomycota; Sordariomycetes; Hypocreales; Clavicipitaceae
Product: D-xylulose reductase A
Biological process (GO): D-sorbitol catabolic process
Molecular function (GO): L-iditol 2-dehydrogenase (NAD+) activity; zinc ion binding
Source: RefSeq, a predicted model, not a curated record
AUGCCACGUCCUGAAAACCUGUCCUGUGUCCUGUACGGGCCUGGCAAAGUCCGCUUCGAGGAGCGCCCGCUGCCCGUCGUCGAGGAUGCCCACGAUGUAGUCGUCCGCAUCGCCUACGUGGGCGUCUGCGGAACCGACGUGCGCUUCUGGACGCACGGCGGCAUGAUACGCACCGUGUCUGAAGACCGGCCGCUGGUCAUGGGCCACGAAGCCUCGGGAGUCGUGGAUGCUGUGGGCGCAGCCGUCACCCGCGUCCAGCCCGGCGACCACGUCGUCAUCGAGCCCGGGUUCCCAUGCCACAAGUGCAAGCUGUGCCUGCACGGCAGAUACAACCUGUGCCCCAGCAUCAAGUUUGCCGCCGACCCGCCGCAGGACGGCACCCUGUCCCGCCUCUACCGCCUGACGGAGCAGUUCGUCUACAAGAUCCCGCCCUUCCUGGGCCUCCAAGAGGCCGUCCUCGUCGAGCCCCUGAGCGUCGUCGUCCACGGCGCCCGCCUCGCCCCCCUGGCCCCCGGGUGCAGCGUGCUCGUCCAGGGUUCCGGCACUAUUGGCCUCCUCGCCGCGGCCACGGCGCACGCCUUUGGCGCUGGGCCAAUCUUUGUCGCCGACAUCAACCGCCAGAAGCUCGACUUUGCCAGGGGCUUCGUGCAGUGUGCCACGUUUGCCCCCGACGCCGCGUCGACGCCCGAGGCCAACGCCGCCAGGUUCAAGGCCGAGACGGGGCAGGCUGCCGGCGUCGACAUUGUGUUUGAGUGCACCGGCGCCGAGUCCGCUGUGCAGACUGGCCUUCACGCCCUGGCCACGGGUGGCACCUUUGUGCAGAUUGGCAUCGGCAAGUCGGAGCAGGUGCUGCCGCUCACGCUCAUGUGCGAGAAGGAGGUGGACUUUCGGAACUCGUUCCGCUACGGGCCGGGGGACUUUGACCUGGCCAUCAAGUUGCUCGAGACACGCAAGUUUUCGGUCAAGUCGUUUAUCAGCAAUAUUUUUCCCUUUGAGAAGGCGGUCGAGGCUUGGGAAAAGACGCGCCAGGGCGAGGGGGUCAAGAAUCUAAUUCAAGUUGCCGGAGACUAG